This is a messenger RNA of Camelina sativa (false flax), 765 nucleotides long. The record is from RefSeq and is a predicted model, not a curated record. NCBI's taxonomy places the organism in Eukaryota, Viridiplantae, Streptophyta, Magnoliopsida, Brassicales, Brassicaceae.
AUGAACAAGCUUCAGCCGUCGCAGCUUGUGGAAGAGCAGAGGAACGCGACGAGGCUGUUCAAGCAGCUGAGAAACAGAAUCGAGAUGGUUCUGAGGGAGAAGAGCGAAGAUGGAAUCAGUGAAGCAGACGUGAAAGAAGUGAUAAAGAGAGUGCUCUGUUUAGACAAAGCUUACCCACUUCCUCUUGUCGGUACCAUGCUCGAGAAGUUCCCUCAAGAAUUCAAGCCAGCGAAUUGGUGGCCCGAAACAAAACCCGAAGUCAUUCAUCCCAUAACCGAAACUAACGGGUGGAACUCGGAGCUAGAGAUGGAGAUGAGAGAGGUGGUUGAGAUUAUUAAGAGUAGAGAUGCAGAGGAGUACGAGAAAUUAGGUAACGUGGCCUUGAAGUUAAACCGGGUUUUGGCCAUCUCUGGACCGGUUUUAACCGGAAUUGCUGCUGUAAGUUCUGGCUUUAUAGGCCAUGACUCAGGUUUAGCUGGAGUAGUAGCAACGACGUGCGCUUCAUUGGCUACCGUAGUUAACACGUUAGAGCACGGAGGUCAAGUAGGGAUGGUGUGUGAGAUGUAUAGAAACUCUGCUGGAUUCUUCUCUCUCUUGGAAGAAACGAUCAAAACAGAGAGAACAGAGGAUGCGCUAGUUUUCGAGACAAAAGUAGCGUUGAAACUUGGGAGAAGCUUGUCUGAAUUGAGAGAUCUCGCCAGAAGAUCGAGCUUAUCUCGGUUACAAGGAUCAUCCAUUGAUGAAUGCGCAAGCAAGCUCUUUUGA